This is a messenger RNA of Staurois parvus, 2161 nucleotides long. NCBI's taxonomy places the organism in Eukaryota, Metazoa, Chordata, Amphibia, Anura, Ranidae. The record is from the annotation of a GenBank genome assembly.
AUGAGCCUCCUCAGGUCACUUGCUGUUAAAUUGCAGCCAUGUGGUUUUGGUUUGCUGGUGAGAUCAACAGUUAACUCACGGACAUUACUACCGAGAUGUUGUGUAUAUUCUUCUGGAGUCCAAGAGCCGUUUUUUAAGCGGAAUCAACUCAAGUUAUGUAGAAGAAAUGUACUAUGCAUGGCUGGAGAAUCCGAAGAGCGUUCACGAGUCUUGGGAUGCUUUUUUCCGCAAAGCAGAUCCUGGAGCUACUGGUGAAGCCAAUCAUAUGCAAAAAGCAGAUUUACAGACUAAAGCUUCACUUAUUCGCAGUCAAGGCCUUACUAUGGCACCAGCCAAAGCCGAGAAGCUAGUGGAGGACCAUUUGGCAGUGCAGUCCUUGAUUAGAGCCUACCAGAUCAGAGGGCAUCAUGCUGCAAGUUUAGACCCAUUAGGCAUUAACCAAGUCUUUUUUAAUGGUUCCACGGAUGAAGAUGCAGUGGGGCACACAGAUAUUGAUUCGUGGACAUCAUGUGGCUCAGCUGGACCCUCUUGGAAUCCUGGAUGCUGAUUUGGACUCUUUUGUUCCAUCGGAUCUUAUCACCACAAUUGAUAAACUGGGUUUCUAUGGAUUGCAUGAGGGCGAUUUAGAUAAAGUUUUUAGACUGCCGACAACUACCUAUAUUGGAGGUAAUGAAACUUCCCUGUCACUGCGAGAGAUCAUUAAAAGAUUGGAGAAUUCAUACUGUCAACAUAUUGGGCUAGAAUUCAUGUUCAUCAAUGAUGUGGAACAGUGCCAGUGGAUUAGACAAAAAUUUGAGACGCCUGGUAUCAUGAGGUUUACCAGUGAUGAAAAGAGAACACUGUUAGCAAGAUUAGUGCGCUCUACAAGGUUUGAAGAUUUUCUAGCUCGCAAGUGGUCUUCAGAGAAGAGAUUUGGUCUGGAAGGCUGUGAAGUCAUGAUCCCUGCUUUGAAAAUGCUCAUUGAUAAGUCCAGUGAGAUGGGGCUGGAGUAUGUCAUCCUGGGAAUGCCUCAUAGAGGAAGACUAAAUGUCUUAGCAAAUGUGAUCCGCAAAGAUUUGGAGCAGAUCUUUUGCCAGUUUGACCCUAAGCUGGAGGCUUCAGAUGAGGGAUCCGGAGAUGUAAAAUACCACUUGGGGAUGUACCAUGAACGUAUCAAUCGGGCCACCAACAAGAAGUUAACCCUAUCUUUGGUUGCAAACCCUUCUCAUCUAGAAGCAGUAGAUCCUGUAGUUCAGGGAAAGACCAAAGCAGAGCAGUUUUAUAGAGGAGACAAUGAAGGAAAAAAGGUGAUGUCCAUUUUAGUUCAUGGCGAUGCAGCCUUUGCUGGUCAAGGUGUUGUCUAUGAGACCUUCCAUCUCAGUGAUCUUCCGUCUUAUACCACUAAUGGAACCAUUCAUGUUGUUGUUAACAAUCAGAUUGGGUUUACCACAGACCCUCGCAUGGCCCGCUCUUCCCCAUACCCCACAGAUGUGGCUCGGGUGGUUAAUGCUCCCAUAUUCCAUGUAAAUGCAGAUGAUCCAAAAGCAGUAAUGUAUGUGUGCAGUGUGGCUGCAGAAUGGAGAAACACCUUUCAUAAGGAUGUUGUGAUAGACCUGGUCUGUUACCGUCGCAGUGGACAUAAUGAAAUGGACGAACCCAUGUUCACCCAGCCCUUGAUGUACAAACAGAUCCAUAAGCAGGUCCCGGUGUUGAAGAAGUACGCAGACAAACUGAUCUCUGAGGGCAUUGUUUCCCUGCAAGAGUUUGAGGAGGAGAUUGCCAAGUAUGACAAGAUCUGUGAGGAGGCAUAUACACAGUCCAAGGACAAGAAAAUCCUUAACAUCAAGCACUGGUUGGACUCUCCUUGGCCAGGCUUUUUCACUUUAGAGGGGGAACCAAAAAGCAUGACCUGUCCCCCAACUGGUAUCCCUGAGGAUAUGCUUUCUCAUAUUGGCAAUGUUGCCAGCUCUGUCCCAGUGGAGAACUUUAAAAUCCAUGGAGGUCUCUCAAGGAUUUUGAAAAGUAGAUUGGAAAUGACAAGAAAUCGGCAGGUAGACUGGGCAUUGGCUGAGUACAUGGCAUUCGGGUCAUUGUUAAAAGAAGGGAUACAUGUCAGACUAAGUGGCCAGGAUGUUGAGAGGGGGGACCUUUAGGUAUGUUUUCCUUCCUUUUUUUAAGACAA